AUUUUUUUGGGAGCCCCAAAGGGAGAGCCGGUGAAGCUCCUCAGGCUGAAGGUCCUUCUGAGCCUGCCGCAUCCCGAGAGAAACUCUCCCAGCCGCCUGUCCUUCAAGGUGCCUUGGGUGGCCAGCAGGCGCUGCAAUGUCUGCGAUUGAGACUUUCCAGAGCUGGGCUCGCCAGGCCCAGGCUCUGCUUGCUGAGCAGCAAAAGAAGCACCCGCUGCCGCCCGAUGCGUACAAAAACCCAUAUGUCAUCGCCAUCGCUGUCGCAGUCCUUGGCGGGCUCGCGCUCGUGUACACGCUGUCGGUCGAGAACGACCAGCCGAAGCGGUACACCGUCCCUCCGGCUAAGAUGCCCGACAAGGAGGAGAUACUAGACCACCCUAGUCUGAAGGUGCAAGGAUCCUCGGCCAUCCAGUGCUACGCGCCCGCGACGGGCCAGUCGCUCGGCUUCAUCAACCCCUCGACCCCGGCGGCCGUCGACCGGGCCAUCCAGCAGGCGGCGGCAGCGCAGAAGACGUGGGCGCAGACCAGCUUCCGGGAGCGGCGGCGGGUGCUGCGGUCGAUGCUGCAGCACAUACUCGACAACCAGGCUGAGAUCUGCCGGGUGGCGUGCCUGGACUCGGGCAAGACCAUGGUGGACGCGCAGCUGGGCGAGAUCCUGGUGACGGUCGAACGGCUGCAGUGGACGCUGGCGCACGGAGAGGCGGCGCUGCGGCCCACGCGGCGACCGACCAACCUGCUGAUGAUGUACAAGCGCAACAGCGUACACUACGAGCCCCUGGGCGUCAUCGCGGCGCUCGUGUCGUGGAACUACCCGUUCCACAACCUGCUGGGGCCCAUCAUCUCGGCCAUCUUUGCCGGCAACGGCAUCCUGACAAAGGUGUCGGAGAACACGGCCUGGAGCUCGGCCUACUUCACCAGCAUCGCGCGCGGCGCCCUCGCGGCCCACGGCCACGACCCGGCCCUGAUCCAGACGGUGGCGUGCUGGCCCCAGGUGGCCGAGUGCAUCACGUCGCACCCGGGCAUCUCGCACAUCACCUUCAUCGGCUCCCAGGCCGUGGCCCACAAGGUGGCCGCCUCGGCCGCCAAGGCCCUGACCCCCGUCUGCGCCGAGCUCGGCGGCAAGGACGCCUGCGUGGUGCUGGACUCGGCCCGCGGCGACCUGACGCGCAUCGUCGAGGUGCUCCUGCGCGGGACCUUCCAGUCGGCCGGCCAGAACUGCAUCGGCAUCGAGCGCAUCAUCGCCACCCCGCGAGUCUACGACACCCUCGUCGAGACGCUGACGCCGCGCGUGCGCGCCCUGCGUCUGGGCCCAGGCCCCACCGAUGCCGACAUGGGCGCCAUGGUCUCGGACGCGGCCUUUGACCGCCUCGAGGCCCUGGUCACCGACGCCGUCAAGAGCGGCGCCCGCCUGCUCGCCGGCGGCCGCCGCCACGUCCACCCGGCCCACCCCAGGGGCCACUACUUCUCGCCGACGCUCGUGGCCGACGUCACGCCCGACAUGGCCCUGGCGCGCGAGGAGUGCUUCGGCCCCAUCAUGGUGCUGAUGCGCUGCCCCGAGAACACGCCCCGCGCCGUGCUGUCAAUCGCCAACGCGCCCGACUUUGGCCUCGGCGGCUCCGUCUUUGGCGGCGACCGCGACCCAGUGCUGCGCGGGGUGGUGCGGGGCAUGCGCACCGGCAUGGUGGCCGUUAACGACUUCGCCGCCUACUACGCCGUCCAGCUACCCUUUGGCGGCGUCGGCGGCUCCGGCUACGGCCGCUUCGCGGGCGAGGAGGGGCUCCGGGCCAUCUCCAACGCCAAGUCCAUCUGCGAGGACCGCUGGGGCUGGCUCCGCGUGCGCACCCCGAUCCCGCCGCCAAUCCAGUACCCGAUCCGCGACCAGGACCGGUCCUGGCGCUUCGCCAGGGGCGUCGUCGAGGUCGGCUACGGCCUCACGCUCGGCAGGAAGCUGGGCGGGCUGUUGGGCAUUGCCAAGAAUAGCUGAGGAUAGGGGGGAAGGGAAGGGAAGGGGAGGUGGAAUUGGGGGAGGGAUGAGAAGAGGUGUGUAUAUGCUGCGAGGUGUGAUAUGGUCUCGGUUUGCUCCGUAUAUAUAUACCGAGUUUCCUUGUCAGCCAGGUCAAAUACCUCGAUCUGCUCACCUGUGCUGUUCCCUCUGCCAAACCCCGAGAAGCCGAAAGAACCAAGGGCCGUGCAUAAUCACCAGUCAGACAAUGAGGAGGGCAUAUCGUAUAUAAUAUUUAAUCUAUCUGGAUAUGCACUGAUACGCCAGUGUGACGUGACACCUUGUCUUCCUUCC
Gaeumannomyces tritici R3-111a-1 is the source of this 2296-nucleotide messenger RNA. RefSeq lists its product as hypothetical. Gene Ontology annotation, molecular function: aldehyde dehydrogenase (NAD+) activity. The coding region runs from base 137 to 1984 and encodes 615 amino acids. The record is from RefSeq and is a predicted model, not a curated record. Lineage: Eukaryota; Fungi; Ascomycota; Sordariomycetes; Magnaporthales; Magnaporthaceae. The transcript is spliced from 3 exons.